AUGGCCGAUUCAACCGAUGCAUUGUCUUCACCGACAGCUACUGCCACCAAGGGCACAAAACGAGAAGCUGAAUUGGAUGAUAUCAGUCCAAUUGAUGAUGAUUCGUCUAAUCACAAAAAUGGCGACUAUCAUGAAGACGACGAAGACGAUGACGAUGUAGGUGGCGAUUAUGAUGAAGAAGAUGGUUCGGAUGAGGACUAUGACGAAGAAGACGACGGAGAAAAUGGUGAAGAGGACGAAGGAGAUUCCAAAGCAUCUGCUGGUAAAUCCAAUUCUCGAAAAGCAGCCGCUGGUGCCUCAGCUGAUAGUGGCGCUGACGAUAGUGGCGAGGAGGAAGAGGACGAUGAACAGGAAUAG
Molecule: messenger RNA, 357 nt
Organism: Adineta ricciae
Lineage: Eukaryota; Metazoa; Rotifera; Eurotatoria; Adinetida; Adinetidae
Source: the annotation of a GenBank genome assembly